CCCGUCAAGCAGCCUUCACCCGGUUUCAAAAUCAGACCCAGAGACGCUCCUCGCAUCAUCUUCUUCCUCUUGCCCUGUCUUUAAUCUCGACCUGCUCUUCUCUCUCUCUCUCUCUGCCUGUGCGAUGUCGAAGAUGAGGAUGGAUGGCAAGCCUCCACUCCCCAGGUCUCCGAUCAGGCUCCGGUCACGCCAUGUCAUGCGCUCGAACUCCAGCACCCUGAAGUCCGUGCAGACUCCUCCAGGCUCGUUGACAAAAUCGGAGAAGCUGACCGGAACAUGGGACAUCCAAGAAAUGGAGCUUCGACCCGAAUACCGCUCCAUCUCCUGCGAGUUCCAGUCCUUGGCGAAGAUGGUCCAGGAUGAGCUCAGAGACGCCAAACCCUCAAUCGCCGGGCUCACCUGCUUGGGAUCAGCCUCUGUGUUCGAGAGGGGAAGGUUCUAUGAUGAGUACUCUGCUAGGAGAAACGAGAGGCUGAAGAGGAAGAAGGGCGAAGAACUCGGGGAGACCAAGAAGACUGCCUAUGACUUGGGAGUCACUGUGGAAUCAUCCAAGAGGCGGGACUCAAAGAAACUCGACUGCCUGAGGAAGUCCAUGGCUGUGGCUUACUCUGCUGAGAGGAACAGCCAGACCCCGAGAUACAUGCUGAGGAGCAGCACCAAGGAGAACAAGAAACCACCUGUGCCAGUUACAUCGAGCUCUGUGAAGUCAGCCUUCGGGAGCGAACGGAAGCUCGGGACAAGGAGAACCAGGAAAAUCUGAGAAGUUCUCCGAGUAUUAGAUUCAGGAUUUGGGUUGUUUGGCUAUUGAAGUCCUAAGGUCUCUACACUUUAUUUGUUCACUGUUGGUGUCCAGAUGCACAUUGGUAUAGAUGUUGAGCAAAUUGGCUGAAGGAGAACAUUCAGUCCCUUUCUUUUGGACAGUUUCAGAUAUCCGAAUUCUUUGAUUA
Punica granatum (pomegranate) is the source of this 947-nucleotide messenger RNA. NCBI's taxonomy places the organism in Eukaryota, Viridiplantae, Streptophyta, Magnoliopsida, Myrtales, Lythraceae. The record is from RefSeq and is a predicted model, not a curated record.